Varroa destructor (honeybee mite) is the source of this 1817-nucleotide messenger RNA. It is a transcript of the gene Scox, whose product is annotated as Synthesis of cytochrome c oxidase. The record is from RefSeq and is a predicted model, not a curated record. Lineage: Eukaryota; Metazoa; Arthropoda; Arachnida; Mesostigmata; Varroidae. Gene Ontology annotation, biological process: mitochondrial respiratory chain complex IV assembly.
CGGCAUCAGCAGCUAGUUUCGCACGGACAAUGGCGUUCUUCCGUCGAAUUCUCGCUCGCCCACUGGCAGCCGUGCCACGAAUCACCACACAACAACGACAACAACAACAACAACAGAAUCUAUCCGAUGGACUGAGUCGAUCAGGGUGGCGGUCCACAUUUGGUACAGUUUUCAUUGUGUCACGACCAUGCACAACAGAAUCAACCAAACUUCCCCCACAACCUAAGAAGCGCGAAUCGCCAGUAACCUGGAGGACCGUGGGCAUCGGCUUGGGUCUAGGUGGCGCGCUUUUGACAUUUAUGCUAUACGUUAAAAACGAGAAAAAGCAAAAUAUCGAAAAAGAGCGCAAACGUGUAUUGGGCAAGGCUAAGAUAGGCGGUGUUUUUGAACUCGUCGACUACAAUGGGCUGCCACGCAAAUCUGCAGACUUUCACGGCAAGUGGGUUCUGCUCUAUUUUGGUUUCACCCAUUGCCCAGAUAUCUGUCCCGAUGAACUCGAGAAGAUGGCAAAAAUUGUCGACAUCAUUGAGAAGGAAUACCCGCAUAUUGAGUUACAGCCGUUGUUUAUUACCGUUGACCCAGAGCGAGAUACAAAGGAAGCGAUUAAAUCUUAUUUAGCAGAAUUCUCGCCAAAAAUUCUCGGUUUGACUGGUACGGUUGAGCAGUUAGCACGUGCAACGAAGGCAUUUCGGGUGUACUUCAGCGUCGGCCCUCGAGAUCAAGAAGAUGAUUAUAUCGUUGAUCACACGGUUAUCAUGUAUUUAAUUGGACCAGAGGGAGAUUUCAUUGACUACUACGGACAAAAUCGAACAGCAAAACAAAUUGUUGACGCUAUCGUCAUGCAGAAGCUGAAGUUCGAUAACCAAAAAAAGGGUGGCAUAUUUGGAAUUUUCUAGGAAUCAAUGCUUAUGUGCGAAAACUGGCGCAUCUGAAGGUAAAGCGAGAGAUAAGAGGUUUCGUUCGAAUUUAGGAACACGCCUGUAUUCCGCCGGUUUGUCGGUCUCUGAGGAUCAAAACUACUUGAGCGGAGGAGCUGAUCAUAUUACGAGGAUAACAAAGACAAGUAAAAAAUGGCUCACAGAUGAGCUGAUGGUUCAACGGCCAAUUUAUGUUAUGGCAAGUGAGCUAUUAAAUGUUGCUGUAAUCCUGCCAAUACUCUGUGCAUUUAACAGAAAGGUUAGCUCGCGCGUAUAGAUUAUGCGCUUGGCGGGUUACGCUUGUAUUGUCGUAUCUGUUGACCAUGUGGAGUUUUGCUCUCACAGACCGAUCCAUCGACCUUCAGAUCAACCAGUGCGCAAUAGAAUAGAGCAUGCAUUUGUGUAUCCAUUUUACUUUGAAAAAAACUUCAGGGGCGCCGGCGAAGAAAAGGCGCCAGCCGAGUGCUAACGAGCCCUCAUUAAAAUAUAAGAGUGUGUGGUCGAAAUCCGUUCGGUACCGCACACAGGUGCGUUGCUAAUAGUAGUUGCUGUAAAUUACAUAGUUUAUUAAUAAAUAGAUAAUAAAACAAAUUUUAGGUAUGUAUACGCAUAUAUAUAUAUACGAGUAUAUGGUUAUCUUACAUGCAUUAGUGCAUAGGUGGUAUAAGAAGUCUUACACGCCUUCUUUCGUUCCUUUUAACCAUAAACACAUUUAAGCUGAUCUGCAACAAAAGUCAUCAAAAGCCUAGAAGGCGUUUAUUUGAUUUUCAAGGGAUUGUCAGAAGGACAAAUUGCUUGUGGCUGACUUACAAAGAAAUAUGUGAUGUAUCACUCAUGUUUGAAAGUAAAAAAAAAAUCCUAGUCCAAAGGUAUCACUAUGUAAGUGUUCUAUGUUGAAAU